AUGUCAAACGACGCUUCAAAAGACAUUCCCGGGGCGUUUCCUGGGGAUGACGGGAAGGAUAGGCCGUCGCGCUCGCGCUCCCCUCUCCAGAACUUCUUGGUUGAGAAGUCAACUGCAUUAUCGCCGACACGAUUGAUAUCGCAUUCGUUCUCUUCAGCUUCUGUGAUUGGUAAACGUGGGCUCAGUUCGGGGUUGGAAGCGCUGCGGCUCUCGCGGCCCGACUCGCCACUUUCAUCCGGCAGGACAAGAGAAGAGACCCUGGGAAAGGACUAUGGUCGUCCCGUUGAUGGAAUGGCUAAGUCGAUUGUGACGAUGCUGACAGCUGCCAGUAUGUAUGCCGGAUUAACUGAAUUUGAGGCAGGCCAAGGGGAUGAAGUGUUGGCGGAGGAUGAGAUAGUCACUGACGAGACAAGUGAAGCUGGCCUGGGUGAGCCUGGCGAAGCUGGUGGGCCUGCUGAAUCUUAUGGUGAGCCAGUUGGUGGAGUUUCUGGAGCUCUGGGGGUUGCUUCGAGUAAGCCAGUUGAAUCUUAUGAGCCCACUACUGAUGAACCCUCCAUACCUCCUCCAGUUGUUCAAUCCACCAACCCACUGGACUCGAUGAAUCAGCUCAGAAGGAGACCAACACUUUUUGAACUCUCGGUUGUCAAUAAACUCACAUCCGCAACUAAGGACUCGUGCACCAGCCAGGAGCGAGCUUCCGCGAUUUCCGCAAAACUGCAGCAGACGUUCGAUAUCGCGCCCAACGACGAGUUCAUCAAUGAUUACCCAUGCUGGUUGCUACGCGAUGUCCUUCUCCAGGGACAUCUCUACAUCACCAAGUUCCACGUAUUGUUCUUCGCUUACUUGCCUAAGAAGCAGGGCUCCAUUGCCAAGCGUGGUUCUCUCUCGGUGAAAUCGUACCCCAGCCAUAGGCUCCACAGGAAAUGGGCAAUUCUACGAGACAACACGUUCUCGCUGUACUCAGACUCGACGGAACUGUAUUUCCCAAGUUUGGUACUGGACUUGAGGUAUGCUUUGAGAGCCGAGAUCGUCCACGAGGGAAAGGAUCCCAACGUGGCGACUUGGUUCCGCAUCAUAACGGAAUCACGCUCUUAUUCGUUUGAGGCUGAUUCCCUGGAUGCUGCUCGUGGCUGGGUCAGCGUCAUCAAGAAACAAAUUUUUUCAGCACGAAAUAAAAAGGGUCAUGCUACUAUCAAGAUGCCCUUGAAGAACGUCAUGGAUGUCCAACUUGAUACGAUUCUUGGCAAUGCUCAGAGCGUUAAGAUCAAGGUUUUGGAGAGCUCUGAAAGUUUUGCUUUGGAUGAUUACUUCUUGAUCUUCUUCAACGGGGCUACGAAUGUAGUUGCAGAUAUCGAUCAAGUUUGGAAAGACGAUGAUGCGGCUGCGUCGCGGGAACUUUCUGACUCGACAGAGUCUGUCGUCGAAAGUAUAGUUAAGCCAGAACAGGAAACAGAGCCUAUAGUUGAAGAUGAUGAUGAGAGCCGAUACCGGCUUUCCAAGCUGACCGGUUCUGCUAAGUCACUGGUGCAGGGAAUUGUGAAUAUUCCCACCAACCUGACCCAUAACCUCUGGAAAACGUCGUUUUUCCAUUACGAUGACCGCAUCGCAAUGGAAAUGGGACAGGAUUCGAACUUGGUGAUGGACUCAAAACAGCGGAGUAUCUCAAAUUCCCGUUUUCGCGAGCAUUUUCAGCUCCCAGAGACUGAAACACUGAUAUCUGUGUAUUAUGCCCAUCUCCAGCGCAAUAUCCCACUAUACGGAAAGAUCUACAUUGGUACGAACGAGAUCUGCUAUCGAUCACUGAUUCCGGGCACAAAAACGCUGAUGAUUCUUCCUUUCUCGGAUAUUGAGACUGUUCACAAAGAGAAGGGCUUCCGGUUUGGCUAUUCGGGGCUGGUGGUGGUCAUUCAUGGCCAUGAGGAGCUCUUUUUUGAGUUUGGAUCUUCCGAAUCUCGUGACGAUUGCGAGCAUGUGCUACUAAAACAGGUCGACAAAUUCCGGGUGGUAUCCGAGAGCACCAGCGAGAGUUCUGAUGAUGUGAGACUGGCUGAUUCUCCACGAAACCCAAUAGCAGAUGCGAGAUUGCGACUUUUUGAGAAUAAGAUGAAUGAUUUCGUGGGAGUUGACGUUCCCAUUAUCGUUGAGGAUGAUCCUUACGAAGAGACGGUUUUCAAGCCCAGUAAGUCGUAUCGUUUCACGCUUCUCACAAUUGGUUCCCGUGGAGAUGUCCAGCCAUACAUAGCCUUGGGGAAGGGCCUACUUGCUGAGGGUCAUCAGGUGAAGAUAGCCACACAUAAGGAGUUCGAGGGGUGGAUUUUGAGUCAUGGGCUCCAGUUCGCCGAAAUUGCAGGAGAUCCGGCAGAGUUGAUGUCUCUAAUGGUGCAGCAUGGCACCAUGAGCGUCGCAUUUCUGAAGGACGCCUCGUCGAGGUUCCGUGGCUGGAUUUCAGAACUUUUGGCUUCUUCGUGGGAAGCCUGUCAGGACACGGAUGUAUUGAUUGAAUCUCCCAGCGCAAUGGGAGGUCUCCAUAUUGCGGAGAAACUCAAAAUCCCCUAUUUUCGUGCUUUUACGAUGCCAUGGACCAAGACUAGAGCUUAUCCGCAUGCCUUUAUAGUUCCAGACCAGAAGAGAGGUGGUUCCUAUAACUAUCUUACUCAUGUUAUGUUCGAGAAUGUGUUUUGGAAAGGAAUAUCUGGUCAGGUGAACAAAUGGCGAGUCGAGACCCUUAAACUGAAGAAAACAAACCUCUCACGGAUGAAACAGUACAAAGUGCCGUUUAUGUACAAUGUCUCACCUACCGUGUUGCCUCCAUCGGUUGAUUUUGCCGAAUGGGUGAAUGUGACUGGUUAUUGGUUUCUUGAUGAAGCCAACCAUUUUGAGCCCAAUAAAGCGCUGGUUGAGUUCAUAGCUAAAGCUCGUUCAGACGGAAAGAAAGUGGUCUAUAUUGGAUUCGGAUCUAUAGUGGUUAGCGAUCCAAAGGAGCUGACCCAGGCAGUAGUGGAUGCCGUUGUUGAUGCUGAUGUGAGGUGCAUUCUCAACAAAGGUUGGUCUGACCGCUUGGGAGCCAAGACAGAAAUCGAAGUUGAACUACCCGAGCAGGUGUACAAUGCCGGGUCGGUGCCGCAUGAUUGGCUAUUUCCCCAGAUUGAUGCGUGUGUUCACCACGGAGGCAGCGGAACUACUGGAGCAAGUAUGAGGGCUGGGCUUCCAACUAUCAUAAAGCCUUUCUUUGGAGACCAGUUCUUCUAUGCUGGUCGUGUGGAAGAUAUGGGUGCCGGGUUCUUUCUCCGGAAACUGAACGCCAAAAGUCUGUCAAAGCUGUUGAGACAGGCUGUUAGUGAUAGGAGAGUGAUUGAGACUGCCCGUGCUGUUAGUGAGAAGAUCCGGCGCGAAAACGGUGUGGAGAAGGCCAUUGAAAUCAUCUAUACGGAGAUGGAGUAUGCUCGCAAGCUCAGUGUGAGCAAGCAAGGAGAUGACGAGCCUGAGGAGGAAGAGAGUCUGGAUUCGUGGCUUUUGGUAUAG
Molecule: messenger RNA, 3522 nt
Organism: Kuraishia capsulata CBS 1993
Lineage: Eukaryota; Fungi; Ascomycota; Pichiomycetes; Pichiales; Pichiaceae
Exons: 1
Coding region: 1-3522 (1173 amino acids)
Biological process (GO): carbohydrate metabolic process
Molecular function (GO): hexosyltransferase activity; UDP-glycosyltransferase activity
Source: RefSeq, a predicted model, not a curated record